Messenger RNA from Polypterus senegalus (gray bichir), 4848 nucleotides. Its product is annotated as trichohyalin-like. The transcript is spliced from 25 exons. The record is from RefSeq and is a predicted model, not a curated record. Gene Ontology annotation, molecular function: nucleic acid binding; zinc ion binding. Bases 135 to 3464 code for a protein of 1109 amino acids. Lineage: Eukaryota; Metazoa; Chordata; Cladistia; Polypteriformes; Polypteridae.
UGCUGCUCAGCAACACUUUCAGUUAACACGGCUGUGUGCCUACUUUGAACUUCACCAGCUAACACACCCUUACCAGAUGGGUGAAGGCAUAAAGAAGUCACCUUUGACUGUGUGAGCCAGAGGUUCAGAGCAGGAUGAACAGCUUAUCACUUCUGAGCAGAGGGAGCGGACACAUUGUUAACAGUGGACAGAAAAAGUUGGGCGUAUUUCUGGACUCUGAGGACUAUAUGAACUUGGACAGAAGACUGCAAGACUCUAGGAAAUUGGUUUUGCCUCCACUUUGUCAUCAAGAUGCCAUUCCCAAAACUAUGUCACAGACCUUUCCUGUUUCUAAGACAUAUACCACAAAGAAAGGUGCACUUGUGCUUUAUUCAGAGGAGCUGCCCUUGACAGUUAAGAAAAGGAAACAAUUCAAAACUAGCUCUUCCAGCCUGAAACUCAUCAAUCAACAGCAAACCCUGAACAAUCUAACAAGAGCUAUUCUGAUUUACACAAGCCAUCAGCGUUCUCAGUUGCUGACAGUAAAAUCUAGAAGCAAAGGAUACACAUUUCAGUCUUCAUAUUCCGGAAAGCCCUACCUGUCUAGCUGGUCUGUGAACUGGGACACAGACUCCUCAAAAAAAGUGGAAGAUGCAGGGUCUUUCAAAACAAUUCAGUUUCAACCAGAGAGUGGAGAGAAAACAUAUGGCAAUGAAGACAAAGGACUUUUACAUAUAAACAGAGCACGCAAACUGGCUCCCCCUGCUCUGGCCAUUGCUGCCAGCCCACUGGAUCUCCUUGAUGAAGAGCCAGCCCCUGCCAGGCACAAUUCCCUCGCCCAGACACCCAGGGCUGCCGAUUUUGCUGUCGUGGGCCCUCCUGAGGGAAUUCCAAAUAGAAGACGCCAUUGCGGGAAUUCCGGCGCUGGGACCAAGCGCAGAUGCUUCCGCUGCGGUCAGACCGGUCAUCUGGCUAGUAAAUGUCACUUCUCCCCUGCUCAGUCUAUGGAAGUCGACUUGUCUCAGAAUGCUGGAGUUGAGAGCAGAAGUGUCAGAAGAGCUGCAGUUAAAAGAUCAAUGAACAGACACAUACCCCAGGAGGCUGGCAUUUAUGCCCAGCUUGUGAACACAGACGAUAACAAGUCUUUUGCCUCUUUCUAUGGUGGUUCAUUCCAAGGAAAUAGAAAAGCAGACUCUUUGAGACUUCCACCUCUGAAGACCUGUCAAGAACCCCUCUCUAAUUCUCCAACCACUGCGCCUGUCAACAAGGAUACAUGCUACAAAGACGAUAAGAAGAAGCCAGAUGAUGGUCAAAUCAAAAACAAGUCAGAAGGUCAAUUGCAUGGUGAACAAAGACAUAAGAAGGGGAAUUGUCAAAGUGAACUCAUGCCUGAACUAAAAAUUGAAAGCUGUUUCUCGAAAGGAGAUGGCCUUCACGUCCCAGAACAAAUGUUCGUAAGCCUUCAUCGAAACAAGCACUGGAAUCGUGGUGUUUUCAGACAAACCAUGGAUAUCAAAAGAAAUUCAUCUUUCAAGGAACUGUCAUCUUCCCAGUCCUUGGAGCUCCAGGAGCAGUGGUCUGCAUUACGUGAACUGAUACUGCACCAUCAGGGUAGUGCAUCGCUAUCAGAAGAGAAACGACAGCAGGCUAUAAAACAUCUCACGAAGACAAAUAUGUCCUUGGAAACUCUAGUGUCACUCAUACAAGCAGGGGACCUUGCAGCUGGGAGUAACCAGAAGUCUGUAGCAUCAUAUGCACCCCAGAAGGAAAAAUGGAUUUCCCCAGGAGCCAAGUUAACCCAGGAAGUUCAGAAAACAGGAGAUGAAACGGAGAUUUCAGAACGAAAGGUGGAUGUCAUCACUUUGAGCCAGCUAACAGAUAAACUAUUGACUGAGAGUUCUGAAAACAAAGGAGAAAUCAGCACACAAUCCAUGGAGCUACUUAGCUUUAAAGAUAAAGAUAAUGAAAGCUCAACUUGCCACCAUCACCUGAAGAUUGACUUGAAUAUACUGACUCAACUUUUGGCUGAGACACAAUUACAAGACAAAGAAGAGGUGACAGACCUUGCUACCAAUAUAGAAAAAGAGGGCAAUUCUUCUGAAUAUCAAGGAAUAGAAAAAUCUGAAGACUUCCGAUUCACUGCUCCUAGCAAGAAUGUUGGAUCAAAAGCAGCACAUUCCAAAUCUGAUCAGAAAAGCCAGUCCAACCAAUGGCUCCAGGAUGCUGCAUCACAGAUGGUCUUUGCUGAUAAAGAGCAGUCUUUUGGGAGAGGUAUAGGAAGGCCUUCAGAUCUGCUUCAGAAUGAUCAGAAUCUAUUCCAGGCUUUCAGCUCUGUGACAGGUGGCCAAGUAAACCCUCUCCAGCAGGUGCCAGUUGAAGAGCUGAAUGAGGAAGCAUUUCUACAGCAGUUAAUCCAAAGCAUUAACAAUAAGGAAAAGAAAGACAAUCAAAAGAAACUUAAUAAAAGCUCAACUGCUGCAAUCACUGGAAUGAAUUCGAAGACAAAGAAAAAAGCAUUUGUUGUUGGUAAGCCUAGAGCAAAAAAGCCAAAUAUUCCUUUUCAAAAAGCCCUAGAGGAUGUACUUCCCGCUGAUGUGGAGACAGACAAACAGGAGAAGACUGUGAACCUCCCUGAAUUUCCAGCUGAGCCCCUGCAGGAACAAAAAAAAUUAAACUCUUCUCAAUCAUCUUUGUCUGCAGAAGACAGCCAGAAGCAUCUCAGAGAGGAUGACAAUACAGAGAAUAGUGAAGAAAAUCAGAAGCAGGCCAUUGAAAACCGGGACCUGAAGCGAGUACAGCAGGCAGAGUGGCGCCGCCUAGAAGUAGAGAGGAAACGCAAAGAGAAGGAGCAGCAGAGAAGAAGAGAACAAGAAGAAAAGGAGCAGGAGGCAAGAAUGGUGCAGGAACUGAAUGAGCAAGUAGCAAAAAGACUAGCAGAACUUAGAGAGAAGAAACAAAAGGAAGAAGAGGAGCGACUGCAGAAGGAGAAGGAGCUGGAAGCACUUCAUCAGGAGGAAAAAAGGCAACGGGAGCGAGAAAAACAAAUAAUGGAGGAGCAGAAUAGGAAAUUACAAGAGAUCCAGCGAAAGAUUUGGGAAGCCAACCAACUGAGAGAAGCUGAGGCCGCAAGGAAAAGGAUGGAAGAAGAGAAAAAAUUCUUAGAGGAGCAGGCUUACCUAGCAGCCAUGGCAGAGCAAGAGCGGGAUCAAUACCUGCGAAAAAAACGAGAAGAAGAUGAAAGGAGAAGGAAGGAACAGGAGGAGAAGCAGAGGCAGGAACAAGAAGCAGCCAAGAUUCGAAUGGAGGCAGCACGAAAAGAGGCGGAACGCAUCAUCAGAGAGCAAUGGGAAACUGAAAGACGUCUUCAUUUCCACAAUGACCUUUUAUGUGAAGCUACCGGUCUGGAACAGAGUCAGGAAGUUAAUCGUCCAUGGAUCUGCGCUUAUUAUGAUGCCGUAAAGACCUCUGAACUGAGUAAUUACUAAUAAAGUCUAAGAACAAUCGUUAUCUAUUAAACAUCAAUAAUCGGAAUCAUUUUUAAUUUCUCUCUCUGAUUUCUUAACUGACAGGUUUUAUGAUAAAUUACCGGCUGAUUUUGUCUGUUUCUUAGUAGAAGGAUCUCCUGUGAAGUUUAUUUUUAUACACUUAUUAAGACGUUACUUCUGAAAGGCACUUCACUGAGCACUUGAGAACAAUUAGUUACCCUCUGAGGUGCAGAUCUUUUUUUUUCUGUUUUGAAUAUGAAUGCUGACAAGAAAAAUGUAAAGUUUAAUAACACUUAAAAUCAAGACACAAAGAUUAAGACAAGCUCAAAGUCUGGCAGCAAAGUAAAGUACAGACUGCAUUAGCACAAGGAACUUAGAAACUCCAAGGAACUUCUAUGUCAUUUUUUUUCUUUACUCUUUCCUUACUAUAUUUAGUUUUGUGAGGGCCGGAUCAAAGAAUAAGUGACCAUGACCUGAUGGCAGAGAAGCCCAUGACAGUUAGAUCCUGAAAGUUAUGCUUAGUAUAAUCCAUUUCAUGGUUUGGAUUACAUUAAAGGGUUUUUGUGCACUGAAAUUCUGUAAAUAAAAAUAAGACAGAAUACUGUGUGAGAUUCAGUUUAAGAAAAUUGAGAUAAAGAGGUGACGUGAUUGAAUUGUUUAAAAUUAUAAAGGGAAUUAGCACAGUAGAACCUGGCUGUUACUUUAAAAUCCGUUCACCAAGAACAAGGAGGACACAAAUGGAAGAUGGUCAAUGGUAGAUUUCACACAAAUGUUAAAAUGUUUUUCUUCAUAUAGAUAACCAUAGACACAAGUAGUGUGGUAGAGAGUUAUUUUGAAGAAAUUAGGUGAACAGAGCUGGCAAGCUUGCUUGGGCUGAAAGGCCUGUUCUAGUCAAGAUUGAUCCAAAGUAUAAUCUCCACAUCCAACUAAAAUAUGUGUGCAUAUAUAGUAUACAGUAGAAAUAGUAGACAUAAAUGAGAAUUUCUUCUUGGCUGCAGUAUUUUCAAACAACCUCGGGAAAAUGUUUUUUAGUACUAGAUCAAUCUCAAGGCAGCAAGGCCCCAAAACAUGAACUUCACUGAAACGUUAAUUAAAGUUAAUCUAAUCGUGUAAAAAUUUGAGAAAACCAAAAUAAUAUUUUUCAUUUCAAGUCAGAAAACUCUGCCUCAGUGCUGGUGUACGGUGAUUGUAGGGGAGCACAGAUGGUAGCAAGUCUGUCUGCAGUUCGGCAGCCUCGUGAUUCAGCACUGCAAAAAAUGCAUAUACAAAAACUAAACAAAAUCAUAAACACUUUAAAUUGGGAGUUGUUCGCUUUUAUUUAGCAAAAAUAUCUGCCAAUGGAGUAAACAAAAUUUAUUUGACAAGAUUUCUUAAAGUAAGUUAA